AUGGCUGCCGAAACUCAGCCUGUUCUAUAUUCACCCUUUGUAGUUGACGAACUUGUUGAUUGUGUGGCUGGUGCUGAGGCCCAGCAUUUCAAACUCGAGAUCAAGUUGUUUUGGACUCAAGACGCACUUA
Molecule: messenger RNA, 130 nt
Organism: Paraglomus brasilianum
Lineage: Eukaryota; Fungi; Glomeromycota; Glomeromycetes; Paraglomerales; Paraglomeraceae
Source: the annotation of a GenBank genome assembly